Anopheles maculipalpis is the source of this 2379-nucleotide messenger RNA. RefSeq lists its product as uncharacterized. The record is from RefSeq and is a predicted model, not a curated record. The transcript is spliced from 7 exons. NCBI's taxonomy places the organism in Eukaryota, Metazoa, Arthropoda, Insecta, Diptera, Culicidae.
AUGUGUUGUUAGAAGCGUUGUGCGAAUACUGAUGCCACUUGCAUUGAUGGUCGCAUCUUUUAUAACGCCACCUACCGGAAGAGUACAACGAAAGGAAAACUCCAUCUGCAAGGUCGUAAUUUGGGGCGGAAAACGUGUCACUUUGGUUUCGUUAUAAAAGCAGACGAUAGUUGGGUCAAACAAUCACAGUUUACUUGCAACGUUUUCGCGAUCGAAUCCAAUCAAUCGGAGCACUCAUCUGUAAACAUGAAGGGAUUCAUCGCGAUCGCCGUCCUGGCUCUAGCCGCUGUCUCCAACGGAUCAUACCUGCCAGCAGUGCAAUCGGUUCUACCGUACUCCUACAACUCAGGACUGUACGGCCUGAACGGUUAUGACGGUCUUGGUCAUUACUCUGGACUUACUGGACUGGGAUACUCCUCGGUGCUGGGUCAUGGACUGUCCUACCCGUACUCGGCCGCUUUCCCGUACUUUGACUACAACAAUGGUCUAUAUGGAGGAUACUACGGCGCCAAGGUCGCUCCUACUGUGGUCCAGGCCAACGUCAACACACUGAAGUCGGUUAGUCCUCUGGGUCUGUACGGAGGAUACUACGGCGCCAAGGUCGCUCCUACUGUUGUUCAGGCCAACGUCAACACUCUGGGUCUGUACGGAGGAUACGGUGUGGACCACGGAUACGGUCUCGGUCACGGAUACGGUUUUGGUCACGGAUACGGCUACGGAUACAAGAACUACCUCCCAGUCCAGGCUCAUGCUGCGAAGACAUCUGGUGAACCAGAAGUCGAUUGUGGCGUAAAUGAAAGUGAUAAUGAUCAAUGGGGAUUCAUCACGAUCGCCGUCCUGGCUCUGGCCGCUGUCUCCUACGGAUCAUACCUGCCAGCAGUGCAGUCGGUUCUACCGUACUCCUACAACUCAGGACUGUACGGCCUGAACGGUUAUGACGGUCUUGAUCAUUACUCUGGACUUACUGGACUGGGAUACUCCUCGGUGCUGGGUCAUGGACUGUCCUAUCCGUACUCGGCCGCUUUCCCGUACUCUGACUACAACAACGGUCUUUAUGGAGGAUACUACGGUGCCAAGGUCGCUCCUACUGUGGUCCAGGCCAACGUCAACACACUGAAGUCGGUUAGUCCUCUGGGUCUGUACGGAGGAUACUACGGCGCCAAGGUCGCUCCUACUGUAGUUCAGGCAAACGUCAACACUCUGGGUCUGUACGGAGGAUACGGUGUGGAACACGGAUAUGGUCUUGGUCAUGGAUACGGUUUUGGUCACGGAUACGGCUACGGAUACAACAACUACCUCCCAGUCCAGGCUCAUGCUGCGAAGUACGUUGCUGCCAACCCGGGAGCCGUCCAUGUGGCUCCUCUCCCAGGACAUCUGGUCAACCAGAAGUCGAUUGUCAAACGAUCACAGUUCACUUGCAACGUUUUCGCGAUCGAAUCCAAUCAAUCGGAGCACUCAUCUGUAAACAUGAAGGGAUUCAUCACGAUCGCCGUCCUGGCUCUAGCCGCUGUCUCCAAAGGAUCAUACCUGCCAGCAGUGCAGUCGGUUCUACCGUACUCCUACAACUCAGGACUGUACGGCCUGAACGGUUAUGACGGUCUUGGUCAUUACUCUGGACUUACUGGACUGGGAUACUCCUCGGAGCUGGGUCAUGGACUGUCCUACCCGUACUCGGCCGCUUUCCCGUACUUUGACUACAACAAUGGUCUAUAUGGAGGAUACUACGGCGCCAAGGUCGCUCCUACUGUGGUCCAGGCCAACGUCAACACACUGAAGUCGGUUAGUCCUCUGGGUCUGUACGGAGGAUACUACGGCGCCAAGGUCGCUCCUACUGUGGUUCAGGCCAACGUCAACACUCUGGGUCUGUAUGGAGGAUACGCAGUGCAAUCGGUUCUACCGUACUCCUACAACUCAGGACUGUACGGCCUGAACGGUUAUGACGGUCUUGGUCAUUACUCUGGACUUACUGGACUGGGAUACUCCUCGGUGCUGGGUCAUGGACUGUCCUACCCGUAUUCGACCUCUCUUCCGUACUCUGCCUACAACAACGGUCUGUAUGGAGGAUACUACGGCGCAAAGGUCGCUCCAACUGUGGUCCAGGCCAACGUCAACACACUGAAGUCGGUUAGUCCUCUAGGCCUGUACGGAGGAUACUACGGCGCCAAGGUCGCUCCUACUGUGGUUCAGGCCAACGUCAACACUCUGGGCCUGUAUGGAGGAUACGGUGUCGGUCACGGAUACGGCUACGGAUAUAACAACUACCUCCCAGUCCAGGCUCAUGCUGCGAAGUACGUUGCUGCCAACCCGGGAGCCGUCCAUGUGGCUCCUCUCCCAGGACAUCUGGUCAACCAGAAGUCGAUUGUUGCGUAAAUAGAAGAU